CUAAAAUACCCAGAAAAAAGGAAAAGAUGACAGGUUCUGGUUCACCUUGUGGAGCCUGCAAGUUCUUGAGGAGAAAAUGCGUUAGGGGGUGUGUUUUUGCACCUUAUUUCUGUCAUGAACAAGGUGCGACCCAUUUUGCUGCCAUACACAAGGUGUUUGGUGCAAGCAACGUUUCAAAGCUGCUUGCUCACCUCCCUGUAAAUGACCGCUUUGAAGCUGCUCUAACCAUUUCAUAUGAAGCUCAAGCUAGGGUUCAAGACCCUAUUUAUGGCUGUGUUUCCCAUAUCUUUGCUCUCCAACAACAGGUUGUGAAUCUACAGGCACAGCUUGCUUCUCUCAAGGAAUUACAAACAGCUCAGAGCUCUGUUACUGCAAACCCUAAUGACAGAUACCACGGGAAGCUUCAUAAUCUUCAAGAUGUUCAAAGUUGGUUUCAGCCGGAUAGUUCACUGAAUUUUGAUCCGAAUUCAUACGGGUUGUUGUUGGAUCCGAGUAGCUCUUUAGGGAACUUCGAAAAUUCAGGCAACUCUUCGUUUACUACAACUUUUGAGGAGGCUCCUCGUUCCAUGUCUUCCUUUGACAUGCAAACCAGACAAUGGAAUAAUUGCCAGGAUGUUGUUGAUGACCUUCAAGCAAUGGCCUUUGGCUAUGCUCAACAUUCAUGAAGAAAGCUGGGAUUAAAACCGGUGAACCUUCCAUUUUUGAAUUGCAUGCUGCAUAUUUUGGAACACAUAUAAAUAUAUGCACCUUUUGUGGCUAUAAAUAAAAGCUAGGAACCCUAGAUUUUGUUCAUAAAACCGGAAACCCUAAAUUCUACCCUAUUACUUGUUUUCUAUAUAAUCUAGUGUAAUCCUGGAAUAUUGAUAAAGUU
Messenger RNA from Hibiscus syriacus, 871 nucleotides. RefSeq names its product LOB domain-containing protein 29-like. NCBI's taxonomy places the organism in Eukaryota, Viridiplantae, Streptophyta, Magnoliopsida, Malvales, Malvaceae. The transcript is spliced from 2 exons. Gene Ontology annotation, biological process: hormone-mediated signaling pathway; positive regulation of DNA-templated transcription. Gene Ontology annotation, cellular component: nucleus. The coding region runs from base 27 to 665 and encodes 212 amino acids. The record is from RefSeq and is a predicted model, not a curated record.